Argentina anserina (silverweed cinquefoil) is the source of this 2570-nucleotide messenger RNA. RefSeq lists its product as uncharacterized. Lineage: Eukaryota; Viridiplantae; Streptophyta; Magnoliopsida; Rosales; Rosaceae. The record is from RefSeq and is a predicted model, not a curated record. The coding region runs from base 62 to 2338 and encodes 758 amino acids. The transcript has 5 exons.
UUGGCGCCAAAUAUCAAAUCCGCAACCCCAGUCUCAGAUCUGGUUUCGUCAAAAUUGAGAGAUGGGUUUGAAGCGCAAGAGAUCCAAGAAGCUUCCAGACCCCGUUGUACAGCGAACCCCGACUCGGAAUCGUCUUCCCCCACUCACCUUCGAAACCCUAAUUUCUUCAAUUCAAGCACCCCAGGGUCUAAAUGUGCCGGUUUUGAAGCGAUUAUAUGCACUAGGGGUUGCAAUGUCUUCAAUGGAAUCCACAGAUUGGUCAAACGCCGAAGGCGGCUGUAAUUUAUUUGGGAAUGAACUUAAAUUGGAAGAUCUACAAUGUCUCAUCCGUUGUUUGUUCAAAGAGCUGGAUAAGCGGCUUGAAGUCCUAUUCGCGGCUUUGUCUUAUGCCAAUGCAGAUAAAGGUCCCAAGCAUAAUGGCUCUGACAAAAAUAUGGGGGUCGAUGUUGAUGAACUAGCCCUGCUUUUGAGAUGCUGUAUAUCCUUGAGUACGGUGGACCCAAGUUCAAUUAUGGAGAAGACCCAAUUUCUUCUUGCUGUGCUUGGGAAAGUGAUUGGUUUGGUUAAAAGUGGAUGCUGCGAUGUCAUCUUUCGAAAGUCUGUUUCUUGUGAAAGCACGUAUACUGAUGCUGAUGGAACCUGUGUUUCUGAAGACUUUGUUGCUUCCUUAUGUCUCUUAGAGCCUUCUAAUCCGUGGGACCCAGUUCUAUGUUCCUUGCUGGAGAUAUUUGCAGACGAACUUUUAAUGCGGAGACCGUUAAGGAAGUACUUUCUGGCUGUUGAUUCUGCUUCUUGCAUAAGUGAAAGGUUAUUCAAUAACUUUGUUAAAAGUGAUAUUGUAAGUGUUCUGGAGGUGAUUUCUGUUCAUUUCACAUCAUCAUUUUCCGAGGGGCCAGCUUCUGAGAACUUUCACAAAAGACUAUACUUGCAAUUCAGCAAGCAUUUUAGAGGUCCUGAAUUGAGCCUGACUGCAGCCUUGCCUCUGCUUCUCAACCCCACCAUGCUUUCCGCGCCCAAAAUGUUACUGACGCAUUUGAUUUUAUUAGUCUGUGAAGCCAUAGAUUCAGACUUUUCUUUGAAGAAAGCUAGACCAGAUUUUAGAAAAAUGGACUACUACCUGACAGCAAUUGAAACUUCAGUUACUUUGUACACUAGCCACAUGUCUAGUUCACUUAAGGAUCACCAUCCAUUCGGUGUUAGCUGUUCUCAUGCCAAUUCUUGGAUGAUUGGGAGUUAUCAUCCUUCUUUCGAAUCUUGUAUUCAGAAAGGAACGACUGAGAAAAUCUGUAAUCGAGUUACCCAUUUAGGUUCCUUGAGGCGGUUCAGAAAGUCUGAUAUGAUGGCAGCUUCUACUGCAUACAUAAACGAGAACCAACAGAUUUUUGAUGAAUCGUGUAAAGAUGAUAUUCUGUCGGCAUUACAUAGCAUAGUACAUGGAGGCUCUUCUUCAGAUGUCAAUCAUAAUGUUUUUCACAGAGAAGGGGAUACAAACCCAGAAGAUAUUUAUCUUCUUGCUUCGAUAUUGAAGUUAAUGAGUAGUUCCUUGUUGAAAGCUAUUUGGUGCCUGAGAAAUGGUGGGAAUUCGGGGUGUCCGCAAACCUUAAAGGAUGCUUCUUCACAUAAGGAAUAUGAUUUCAUGGUGGAUAUCAUUGGCUGCUUUAUUCAAUUUAAUUUGUCUCUACCUAAUCAGAAGUUUUUAUCAGACAUGAUGAAAACACGCCCGAUGAUACAUAAAAAUUCCAAGUGGAUCCUUCUGCAUUUUUUGGGCUUGCUAUCAUUAAGUUUCGCUAGUGGGAUUGACUUCUUAGUUAAGGGAUGCAUAUCAAUAAUCAUGGCAAUAUUAAAUCUAUGUGCUUUCGAAGAGGGUGAUAUAAUUGCGCUACGGUCAUUCUUAGAUAUUGGUUUGCAAUCUGUUUCAUUCAAAUUGCCUCCUGCUAAGGUUAUACAAGCUGUUGAGAAACAGAAAUCCACCAGAAAAGUUGCAUCAAAGUUUCAGAAGAUUCAAAAUGUUUACUUGAGAAAACAUUAUGUGACACGGAGUGACGUGGCAAAAACUUCUGAAAAUGCAAGCUUUAUGAGCUGCACAAGAGAGUUUACUGACGUCACAGAGGAGGAAACAGAAGAAACGUGCAAUGGGGAGAUGUUCCUCAAUUGCAAAGUACCAGGCUCCAAGAAGUCUGACCUUGAGGAUUUAGCAGGCUACCUUGUGUGCAAACCAGGGAAGGAGUACUCUAGCUGGUUGAAGGAUCGAGAAAAAUACCGAUCUUGGAUACACAAGAAAAAGGCAGUUGUAAGGUGGGAGAAAAAGAAAAAGACCUACCUGAAAGUGAUGAAGUAAUAGACCAUAGGUUUAUUGAUAGUACUUGUUUUUACCAUAUACUUGGGUUUUAGCUAGGUGAACAAUUGGAAGUUGAGAUUAUAUAGAACUUGUUCCGCUGGAUCAGCCUUAAUGGUGUAGUUUUGUGUAAUUAUAAUGAAGGCGAUUAGUACAAGUGCAAAAUUCUGAAUAACCAGGUACUGGAUAUAAAACUUGUUCCGCAGGAUAUAGAUAUAAGACUAUUCUUUUCAUA